Messenger RNA from Spodoptera litura, 9843 nucleotides. It is a transcript of the gene sif, whose product is annotated as guanine nucleotide exchange factor still life. Gene Ontology annotation, biological process: small GTPase-mediated signal transduction; activation of GTPase activity. The record is from RefSeq and is a predicted model, not a curated record. Gene Ontology annotation, molecular function: protein binding; guanyl-nucleotide exchange factor activity. NCBI's taxonomy places the organism in Eukaryota, Metazoa, Arthropoda, Insecta, Lepidoptera, Noctuidae.
GUCGCCCUGCCGCACCGUUCGCAAAAACGUAUCACCGCACAUUAUAUUCUGCGCACUUUGAGAUAUCCGGAGAUAAUCGAAAGUGUUAGGUGUUGCCGGUGGUAGUGAGGUCGCUCGUAGGACAGUAAGGUCGCGGACGGUGCGGCCCAGGUAGCGAGGGUGCGGGCUGCUGCCGGCCCGCAGCGAGCGAGCGCGCCGCACAGCAGCUGGCGGUGUUUACACGCGGCGCCUGCAUCCGCGCUGCCCCGAGCCCCGAGCGGCCCGAGCGGCCCCGUGGCUCGUGCGGCCCCUGUGCCCUGUGCGCCCCGUGCGCUGCUCGCUGCAACAUACUACACCCCUCAUUUACUAUUCAACGCUGUGAAUUUUUAACUUUGCGAACGACCGAAGAUAGAGGUAUUUAAAUGCUUAUUAAAGCUGACUAUCACACAGAGACCGGCCGUAGUGCACAUUAGUGUCACGAGCUCAGAGCAUACGCAUCGAAACAGAAUUGUCAUAGUUCAUACGAGUGAUUUCACAACUUCGUAAAUAUGGGUGCUAAAGAAAGCGUGGAAGCUGCUAAAUUUUCUUCGCAAAAUUGGAACAAUUUCGAGCAUGCCGUUGUGAAACACCCGUACAGACACGGCACGCAGCGGUCGCAGAGCUUGAACCGCGGCCACUCGCUCUCGCGCACCGAUGCCACCUGGUGACAUCACGGGACCGCGGGCAGCAUAGUGCAGUGCGCCGAGUGUGGCACGCGCACGAUGGGCAAUAAGCUAUCGUCGUGCUCCUGCGCGCCCAUCUUGCGCAAGGCGUACCGCUAUGAAGACAGCCCGUGGCAGAACUCACGACGAAGAGACGGACAUUUGCUAAGAUUAUGGGCCGAGGUAUUCCACGUGUCUGCAAGUGGCGCAGGCACAGUGAAGUGGCAGCAAGUCUCGGAAGACUUGGUACCUGUGAACAUCACCUGCAUCCAGGACUCGCCCGAGUGCGUCUUCCAUAUCACUGCCUACAACUCGCAGGUCGACAAGAUCCUCGACGUUAGACUACUGCAACCCGGCACCCGUAUCGGGCAAGCGUCCGAAUGCUUCGUGUAUUGGAAAGAUCCCAUGACUAACGACACAUGGGGACUCAAUUUCACUUCUCCCAUUGAUGCCAAACAAUUUAGAGAAUGUUGCUCACCAUCAUUCAAAUUCUCCCGCAAGGCUUCGUCGAGCUACAGCCUGAAGCUGGAGCCUCCUGGCAAUAAGCAAAAGUUCAAGGCCAAGAGGAAGCCACUCUCUACACCUGCCAGUCCCAAUCGAUCAAGUCUGACCUACGGACGUGAGCCGCAAUGCACAUGCAUGACACAAGAGCAGUACGCCCGACUGAGAGCACAAGAUCCCCGAUAUCGUUCAUCGACUCUGCCGCGCACUACAACACGUGCGAUUGAGACAGAUGCGGGUGCUACGGGCACGGCCGGCCGCUCUGACAAAGUUGCUGCGGCCACUUCAUCGACCUCGCUGUACGACAACGUAUCCAACUCGCAGCCUGCUCACCAGCCGCCACCAAAACCGGCAUCGCGACAAGCUGACACACAGCCUCCGACAAGACCUCCGAAGUCACAAGAAACAUCGACGAUGACUACCAACACAUCGACUGCACCUAAAACUGUCACUGCUUCAGUGGGAACACAUGGCACUAAUACGAACGAAGAGACUCAAGCGGGCGGCGGCGGUACAUCGUCACAGCACAGUCAAGACCUGAAGUCGGAAGGAGUACAGGCCGGUGGCACUCUCACCUCUUCAAAGUCUUCCGCAACUUCUACACGCUCUGGCAAGGAACAUCUCCAACACAUGCCCAAGAGCGUCGACUACGGCGAUGGCAACGAAUCCGACUGUAUGAAUUUUCAGUCCCGUGAAUCGGACCGGCAUGCUGCUCAUCAUCACAACGUGAUCAAUAACAACACAUCAGGAUCACGACGUACCAAGUCCAAGAGUACUGAGGACAUGAAUAUGGACUCGAGCACUCUGAAACGCAUGUUGAAGCCGAUGCCGUCGACGGAGAGCCCGGUAACAUCACCAGAGAUGGGACGUCGACGAUACGGUGGCACAGCUCCUUGUCCGCCAUCUUGCGGCUCACACGGACACCGCCACCAGCAACACAUGCACCACGGACAUUACUCACACAUCGUCAACAAUAACAGCCGACAGAGCUCGCAACGGCGUGGUGUUGGAGUUGGAGCGGCACCCAGUGGAUAUCCCGGUCGUGGACUGUACCUAGAGCUGGGCGGUGGAGAGCGUGACAUGUCACCACCAUCCGACAAUGUGAUGUUUGACAACCAGUGUUACGCUACUACACCAUCUUCAUCAAAUGGUAACUCAGAUCAAGAGCCUUGCCAGCGCCGUGAUUCAAGACAACACCAUCAUGGGAAGCCGUGCUUAUCUCGUCAAGCUUCUCAAUCGAGUGCAACACCAGCCCCUGGGUCUCCCACCUCCCGUUUGCUGCUGGAAUACGAGAUGCACCUAAGGAACACUCUUGCCAAGGGCAUGGACGCCGAGAGUUAUAGCUUGCAUACCUUCGAAGCUCUGCUAAGUCAAAGCAUGGAAGAUUUGGCGGAGUACAAUGACAACGUGUCGUCUUCUAAUCAACGAAGCCCCUAUCCACCGCGACGACGACCGACCCAAGAAUCAAUUCUACAGUCUUUGAGACACCUUAAGGAGGCUGCGUUAAGGGACAGAGCAGCGUCACAGUGUUCCGGAGGCGGCAGCCGAUCUUCAACGUUACCACUGCCACAUCGCCUUGGUGUUGAACGACAGCACAGUGCAAGAUCCGAUCGCGAUGGAUACUACAGCGACCGAAAUGAACUGAUGCGUGAACGAGAGAGGGACCGGGAGCGCGGCUACUUGAGUGAUCACAACUCCAGGGACAGAGUCCGUGAUCGUGAUCAAGGAUAUCUCAGUGAUCACCAGUCAAGUUUCGUGAGCGCAUCCCGGUGCGCCUCAUGCAUCGGUGAGUCAGCCCGCGCGGCGUGGUACCGCCACUCAGACGGGUGGCGCGGUGCCCCUCCUCCUGGCCCUCGCCGCUCCCCCUGGGACUCCCUUCCCAGUCUCCGCCAUGAAGGCAGCCUUAACGACUCCGGCUACAGGAGCAACAGGGCUGACAGCUUCGAGCAAAGAGGCGUGUUCGACCGUCAAGACAGUGUUCGUUCGGAAUAUACAAGCGAUCGUGAAUCAACCCGAUAUGGAAUUGUUCAGCAAGCUUCGAUUGACAGCACCGACUCCAGGAUCUGCUACUUGACAUCGAGUGAGAUAUCGGAUGAUGAUCGCAUGUCGUUAACGACGGCGGUGUCUGACGAGGAGGACCCUGGUGAGAGCGCAAUGAAUUCUCCUUACAAAGGAAAGCAGACAGGCGCUGCAGCCGCAUCCUUCAACUGCACAGGAGCCGUCAGGAAAGCUGGGUUCCUGAGUGUGAAGAAAUGGCUUCUCCGCAAGAAGCACCAGAUUGAAUUAGCUCGCAAACGUGGUUGGAAAGGGUACUGGGUGUGUUUGAAGGGCACUACACUGCUUUUCUAUCCUUGCGAUUCCCGCGAAGGCCGUUCCGUGGAAGCAGCCCCCAAACAUUUGAUCAUAGUUGAUGGAGCCAUCAUGCAACCCAUACCAGAGCACCCAAAACGUGACUACAUAUUUUGUCUGAGCACUGCAUUUGGUGACGCCUACUUAUUCCAAGCACCUUGUCAGAUUGAGCUCGAAAAUUGGGUGAAUAGCAUACAUAGUGCUUGUGCCGCUGCAUUCGCUCGUCACCGAGGCAAGACUGGAACUCUUCAUUUACUACAAGAGGAAAUAUAUCGUCUCGAGAAGGCUAUCGAAUCUGAUCAUAAGCUAAAGCAUAUGGCGGACCUGCAACAAUCAGUAGUAUCUGAUCCCGAGACCCGGGCGCAACUAGCUGUUCAAAUGCUGCAGUGGGAAGAAAAUCUUGAACGUCUACAUUGUGAGCAAUUCCGAUUGCGCUGUUACAUGGCAAGCCUUCAGAGUGGUGAACUCCCUAACCCCAAGUCUCUGCUGACCCACGUGUCGCGUGGUACAAAGAGCACUUUGAACAAGUUAGGGGUGUUCACGGUGUCAUCUUUCCACGCGUUCAUUUGCGCGCGGUCACCAUCACUGCUCAAUAAUUUACUGGCUGGACGUGGGGCAACUAAGCGGCGUGCUCCUCAACUAUCUCGAUCUAACUCCGGUUCUAGCAGACGAUCUAUGCAGAUGUCUCGUGAGGAUGGUGAGGCAGCCGUGCGAGUAUCACUCCCUGAAGGUACAACCGCUACAGUGGGAGUGCGCGAGGGCAUGUCUGUAGAAGAGUUCCUAGCAGCAGCAUGCGCCAGACGCUCACUCAAUGCUCUCGAGCACUUUGUCAGAGUGAAGAAAAGGCGUGAUAUGGAAGAUCACAACUAUUUUGUUCCUCAUCGCAGCGACCUCAUUGAAACCUAUUUGCAUACACACGAGGUUGUGGAAGUGUGCGCCAAGAUCCUGUAUCAAGUAGAAUUACAACGUACGACGUUAGAGCAAAUGUGGGGCUUCAGUGUAGAAGCUGAACUCAUUGAGAACGCGGAGCGACAAGACGAGCUCUGCUGCUACGUGAGCCGAGUUGAAGACAAGAGCGUCGCCAUGCAAAAUGGUAUAAUCAAAGGCGAUGAAAUAAUGGUAAUCAACGGAGCGAUCGUAUCUGACCUAGAUAUGAUGUACCUGGAAAGCGUUUUGCAAGAGGAGCUGUCGCUCGUCAUGAUGAUGAGGUCAUCUCGCACGGAGCCGCCUGAGUUGACAGGAGUGAUGCGCGCAGCCACCGACGAUAUAAUCGAUUCCCUCGUGUGCCCGCCACCACCCAGCGAGCCGCCAGUCAUCUCCGAUGACAUGAUAUCCGGCCUCAUCGUGCCCGCACCAGCCUGGAGUAAGGAGUUAUACAGCCCGGACACGGACGCACACGGUGGCGACGCCGUCAACACUGGCCCACCUAAAGUCAGCUCCCGAACAAACUCGUUCGAAAUCGAAAAUCUACUCAAGAGCGCGGAGCAGGUGACAGGCUGGUGUCGAUCUCCGGCGGAGACUCGACGUGGCAGUCCGACCGGUAGUGUUGCCAGCGCUGCAGCCGGCACGCCCUCGCGACAUCUCUCCGAUGCCGAUAAACUCAGGAAGGUCCUGCUGGAGCUGGUCGAUACUGAACGCGCCUAUGUCAAGCACCUGAACAACUUACUGGAAAACUACCUGGAACCUCUCAAGAAAGAAACUUUUUUAUCAAACGCCGAGAUCAACGCUUUGUUCGGCAAUAUACAGGAGAUUGUGACUUUCCAAAGACAAUUCCUGCAAAACUUAGAGGAAGCGCUUGAGGCUGAACCUAACUUCCAUCACUUUGAAUUCUCAAACCAGUUUAAGAAUGCUCUCUUCGCGGUCGGAAAUGCUUUCCUCUAUUACGUCAACCAUUUCAAAUUGUACAGUUCAUUCUGUGCCAGUCACAGUAAGGCUCAAAAAGUGCUACAUCCAAAUGAAGGUAAUCAAGCUUUACAAGAGUUUCUUGCGGCUCGAAAUCCAAAACAGCAACAUUCAUCAACGUUGGAGUCGUACUUAAUAAAACCUAUUCAACGGAUAUUAAAAUAUCCACUUUUACUUCAACAACUCAGAAAUUUGACUGAUGUUAAUUCGGAGGAGCAUCUCCAUUUAGUGGAGGCUCUGAAAGGUAUGGAAAAAGUUGCAGAGCACAUCAAUGAAAUGCAACGAAUACAUGAAGAAUAUGGUGCUAUAUUUGAUCACUUGUUUAGACAACAUCAAAAGUCUUGCAAGCAACCUAUAGAUCUAAGUCCUGGCGAUUUGUUAUACUACGGUGGAGUAGAAUGGUUAAAUAUUUCAGACUUUUUAGGAAAAAUAAAAAAGGGAUUGGAAUUGCAUGCAAUGUGCUUUGUAUUUAAAUCAGCUGUUGUCUUCCUCUGUAAAGAAAGACUGAGGCAGAAGAAAAAACUUAUGGGUGUCUCAUCUAAAAAUAGUUCGAACGAAGUAGAAAUCAUAAGGUACCAGGUACUGAUACCGGUGACGGAGGUUCAGGUCCGGGCUUCCUCUGCCAAGGAUAUGGACAGUCACUUCCUUUGGGAACUCAUUCAUUUACGAAGCCAACUGCAGCGUCGCUCCGAGAAAGUUUAUGUUCUGUCUAACAGCACGGCUGACUUCCGCAACGCGUUCCUGAAGACAAUCAGGCAGAUCAUCCGUGAAUCAGUUCGCAACAUGUCGCUGCCGACCUCUCGGCCUGCCCCGGCACCACCGCGAGCCCCACACACUCUCGACCGAGAGAGACCUAAACACCAGGUGCAAGUGAUGCAAGGAUCUCAAACCCUUGGUAAAACUAAGAAGCCUAAAACAUCAGGACAACGAUUAUCGGCCGGAAACAUUGAAGUGGGUGACUUAUCACGUGAGAACUCUCAGGAUGCAGAGGAACCCCCACCAGAGCCUCCACCCGAAGAGCCUGCCUUCAGGCAUCGCAGCAAGACACUUGGCGAUACCACUGAGACGGUAGUGAAGCGCGCGCCGCCGCCGCCGCCGCCCGACGUGGACAAGUGCGACCCCGGCUGCAAGUCCGAGGGCGAGGACGAGCAGCCGCCGCCGCCCGCCAAGCGCGGCCUCGGCAGGACGCCCAACCAUCUCACACUCAGCACGACGUCGACGCUGAGUGCAGGCAGUACAGGCAGCCAGGCUCGCCUCAUCCAGUCCUCACACCAGCCCGCACAGUACCAACCCAUGACCAUGGCAAAGGAUCUAGGUAAGCAGGAAUCGCAGUCUCUCAAAUCAUCACCGGAACGAAAGACGUCUACAACAGCACCAGAGAAGAGGAUUAAGGUCAUACGUUCCUGUAGCGGCAGUAGCAUCAAUAGGGAUAGGUCUCCCAAUAGAUCGGUCGAUCACACGUCACCAGAUCGAGAUCGCGUUACUAAAGUCAUCGUUUGCAAAUCUCCUAAUAAAUCCAGUUUGAAGCAGACGAAAACGUUGCAUCGAUCUCCUCGAGGAAGCUUCGAUCAAUCAAAGUCUCCUCGAGGAUCCAUUGACAAAUCACGAUCUCCUCAGCAAAGCUUCGACGGAUCUCGGUCACCUCGUGGAAGUAUCAUGAAAUCACGUGAAAAUAGCGUCGACCGGUCGCGAUCGCCAAAACCUGCACCAAAAAAAGGAAUCAUGCGAACCCCACAAGCUAGUUUUGAUAAAUCUCCCUGUAAGUCACCAAAUUUAAGCCGACGAUCUUCGAAAUCCGGUGGAGAGAAAUUAGCACGUCUUGGAACUAAUUCUUUAGAUAGAAUGACUCAUUAUUCUCAGUUAGCUAAGGCAGAAGAUAAGGCAAUAAAAAUGGGUAUCGUAGUUUCAAAAUCAACUGAAUCUAUUGCGAAGGCCAUCGAGCAUCCAACUUGUGUUCAGUGCUACCUUUCUGGAAAAAAGCAAAGUAAAACCUCCUAGCAUAAGGGGAAGGGCAAGUCGCCCAAAUCUCGACGAAAGUCAAUGACUGCUCAGUCGAUCUUAACAUCAUCAGAUCGAAGCAGUGUCGAGACCUUGGACGACAUGCCCCAAGAGCGUGCACGAUGCACCUCAGCACGCCACCACGAACGGAGUGAAUUUGAUCAAAUACAUGUUUAAAUCAAUUCAAUAAGAUUAAAUAAUUCUCGGAUUGUGGCAACCUCGGAUGAUACAUUUUUAUCUGAAAGUAAUCAAUUUAAUAUACCAAGUCUUACCUAACGUACUAAACCUAACAUCAUCAUGCAACCAAGGCAAAUAUAAGUUGCUUCAAAAUUUGUCAGUCGAAGGUACUAUUAAUUCAAAAUAACUUUAAAGACAGCUUUUAAAAGUUGUAUUAUAAUUGAAUACUAUCAGAAUAUUAUAAAGACAAAAAAUACUAACAUUACAAGACUGUUUCACCAAUUUGUGAUCUGACUACCAAGACGUGAAAUCAUUUGAAAUUAAAUAAGGCAUGAACCGUAUUCUCAAAUCUACGACAAAAUUACCCAGACGUUCAAAUAAAAUGUAUACGUGAACAUUUUCAAAUCGUAUAAUUCAAAUCAAUGUCGCAGUUAUAGUGAACUGUACUAGCCUAGAGUAAUUUCACGACUCUCAGUGUAGAAUUAAAUGUACCCCCGUAAAAUAUUAGUAGACACAAUAAAUAUUACAACCGUAUAUUAUAGCAUGUUAAAGUUAAUCAACUCCUAUUCUAGAUAAAUCCAAGUGCUAAGUGUUACAUAAUAAUGGCUGUGGUAUCGUACUGAUGUUAAUCCUUUUAUCACCUUCGUCAUAGUAUUCUUCUUGUUACUUUGUACUGUUAUUAUACAUCCCGAUAGGUUUAAUGUAUUAUUCUGUAGAUGGCCAUGGAUUUGUAUCGUUAAUUAAGUCUUCCAAUUCUAAGUAUGUAUAAGUAAUGAUAUUAAUUUACUUUACCUCUCGCAUUUCUUCAGUACCUGCUCAAAUUAGUAUUAACGUUAUCAAUUUAUUAAGUAUAUUCCAUAAAUAUUUUACACUCCAAACAAUAUUAUAUUAUUAGGUAUAUACAUGCCAUUGUGCACUAUACGUAAUAUUUAAUUAUGUAUAUUUAUAAUUUAAGGCAUUUUCAUUUGGUUAGACAUAUAUUUAUGAAUGUACAUUUAUUAUUAUUAUAGAUAGGUUAUUUCCAAAUAUUUGCACUAAUAGGUAUAUUAUAAUUAAAUACUCAAAUUAUUGUGGCCAACAUUCGAAGCUUCGUAGCAUUAUAGGCUGGUUGUGCAAUGUAUUAUCGAAGUAAAUAUUUAUCACCAAUCGUAAUUGUUCAUACGUAGAUACAUACUGAAUAUAUUUAAACCUAAUUAUACUGAACUACUUUUGUGGAUACAUCACUCAUCGAGGUAAAUGUAACCAAAGAGUGUUUCAGAUAUCUAACGGUAUAGUAAAUCACUGUACGCCGUUACACAAGAUAAUUAUCAUCCUCAAAUGGCAUCCUACUAUAAUAUGCAUUAAUAAAAAAUAUUGACUUACAUAUAUGGUUAAAGUUAUAAAGCUAAACAAUUUACUAUUAAAAUAAUAGGCUAGCUGUGUAUCCAAAAUUAUAAUAUAACCAAAUCGACGUAGACAAAUACACUUUCUCUUUGUUCACGUAGUGCUUUACCUCCUCCGUAGCUGUGCACAGACUCUGUCAAAAUAGAUGUUGCACCCACGAGCAAAAGUGAAUGUCCUUAAAUAAGUAAUCAAUAGUGAGUAAAGUAAAUAUAUUCAAUGCAAAUUAAUGGAUCGGUGCACCGUAGAUUCUAUCGUCACUGUGUGUAUCUAGGCUACCGCUUAAGUAAAGUAAGUAGAUGUUCUAACUAAAGUAGUGGCCGCCGCCAAAGCCCAGCAUCGCCCCUACCGCUUGAAUGUUCGAUGACGACGCGCUCGCGGCGGCGCGCCCCCGCCCCCCACAACACUCAUCAAACAUUCAACUCUUUGCUCGCGUGCGCGAUUCCCGGCGAUCGGUCCCAUCCGUCCAAAUUCCGUCAGCGCAAUGCGCGCCCACAGCCGUGAGAUUAUGUAAGCCUAGAUCACACGGCACCUGUUCCAUUGAUAUUGCAAAUUGGAUGCCAAAGUACAGUAAGACAAGAAGUAACGGUUCUUACGGAUUUUGAUUAUUUUCAACUGUCAAUAAAUAACUACAGUUCUACGUUACAAUGUAACAUGGUGACUAACGUAAUGGAUCGUCGCCUUUCUACAUGCCCAGUUCUUUUGAGGUAUAAACAAUAGAGGUCGUUACUGUACUGUGGUAUCCACUCAUGCAUCUUUGGAACAAAUGAAGUGUGAAGUGGGCUUUAUAAAGAGUUCGGUGUUUGGUGUGUUGUAGGAUCGCCCGUGUGGAAACCGCGCGACAUGUCGAGCUCGG